AUGUCUUAUCAAUUUGUAAUUGUAGGAGCAUGUCUUUCAGGAUUGAGUAAGGCUUUUUUCAUUAAGCAUUUGUUUCCCAAGGCUAAAAUAACUCUUAUUGAAUAGUCUAAUAGAAUAGGAGGAAUGAUUCAAACAAGAAAAGAAAAUUAAAAUUAAUUUAUUUUUGAGGAAGGACCUCAUUCAAUUAAAAUAGGAAGGUAUGAUAGACCAUUAUUUUAUAUGAUUGAUAAAAUUGGACUUUAUCCUGAAUGUAUAGAAUUGAAAUAUUUUAGUGGUAACAAGUAUCCAACAACCAUAUAAUUAUAUAUAUUGGAAAGAUGAAUUAAAGAGUGUCCCAUAAAGAAUGAAUUUUGAAACUAUUUCAAGAUUUAUCAAGGAUCAUGGGAAAGAGGAAUUACUAAAUUUAAUUAAAGCUUAUCCUAAAUUAUUAUUAAAUAAGUAGGUGACUGAUAAUUUGGGAGAAUAUUUAGAUGAAAUAUUAGGGAAGGAACUGACAAAAAAAUAUGCUGAAACUGUUUAUUAUGGAAGUUAUGGAGAAUCUGUUUAUAAUUUAUCAAGAAAUAUGUGUUUUGAUAAAAUUUACAUGCAAUCUUAUGAUGAAGUUGAAUUAAAGAAGGAUUUAAUUUAUGAUAAAGAAUUUGAAUAAAUAAGGGAUAAAAAAUUAAGAAAGGGUAAUAAAUAUAAUUUUUAUAUAGCAAAGCGCAUAGCUAUAGAUUUACAUAUGGAUUGGAAUCAUUACCAAAACGAUUAUUGAGAUAUUUGAAAGAUAAUUUAAGAGAAAAUUUUGAAAUAUAUUUAGAUACAAAAGUAUAAGAGUUAAAUAUAGAAUAAAAAGAAUUGAUAAUUGAAAAGGAAGAUAAAAAUAUUUAGAAAAUUUAUUAUGAUAAAUUGUUAUUAAAUGUACCUUCUUCAUAAAUAGCAACUAUGAUUUAGAAUUAAAGCUUAGAUAAGUUAAAAGAAGAUUUAAAGAAGAUAAAAUAUACUUCAUUAAUAACUAGAAAUAUUUGUUGGGAUUAAAAGAUAUUACCUAGAAAUGUAUGAUAAUUUGUUAUUAUUAAAGUUUAGAGGUUCUGGAUAUUUAAUAAAUCCUAAUGAGAAUAAAAAUAUAUUAGGAAUGGUAACAGAUUCAUUAUAGUUUCCAAUGUAAUACCCUUAAGAUUCAACAAGUGUUACAGUAUUAUCAUUGAAAGAUGUUGAAGAUGAUUAGAUUCUUAAAGAGUUGAGUAUUCAUUUAGGAAUGAAUAUAUAGGACCCAAAGAUGAUAAUUAAAAAAAAUUGGAUGGAUUGUUGGAUAAAAUGGAAUCCAGGAUAUUUUGAUAAGAUGAUGAUGAUUGAGAAGGAAUUAGAAGAGAAGAGUAUAAUAAUAGGUGCUAAUCAUUUUACAAUGUCUAUACCAGAAUUAGUCUAUUUGUCAUAUAGUAAGAUGAAAUAAUUAUAUGUGUGA
Molecule: messenger RNA, 1444 nt
Organism: Paramecium sonneborni
Lineage: Eukaryota; Ciliophora; Oligohymenophorea; Peniculida; Parameciidae
Source: the annotation of a GenBank genome assembly